GGGUCCGCGGAGGGAAGCGGCAACACGAGCGCCGUGCGAGAGCGCAACUCCCGUCGCCUGCCCGCCGCCGCCACGGAGUGAACGCCGAGCUCUCACACCUGAGGCGGAGUGAGUAUAACUUGCACAGCCGCAGCAGACCUCGUGCGUGAAGCUGCGUGGUGGUUGCAGCAGCAGCAGGGAGCGUCACCGCGGGGGCACGGCAGCGGUGUCUGUAAGGCACACCGCGCACUCUGCGUGAGAGCGACCCACCACCACGGGAGACUCCCACCACUAAAAAAGUCGCCGUAUUAAUCAAGCAGAGACGCCGACAGAAACGGGUGCGGGUCGAUGUGGUGAAGCGGAGCGGGUAGCCAUGGCGGAGGGAGCAGAUGGAGCGGAGGAGGAGACGUUCCAGCUGGCAAGCAACAAGCAGCUCUCGGACUUGCUGCGCGAGCUGUGCGAACUGCGGGAGCGCGGCUCCUUCUGCGACGUGGUGGUAGAGGUGCAGAGCUGCCGAUACCUGGCGCACAAGGCCGUGCUGAGCAGCACGUGCCGCUACUUCCGCAGCCUCUUCCUCAGCGCGCCCUGCAGCAGCAUGGGGCCCUUCGUGGUCGACUUUCUCUCGAUCCGUACCUUCGAGCUCAUCGUCGACUUUAUCUACAAGGGCCAGAUCCGCGCGAGCCGUGAUGAGAUGCGUGGCCUUUACUGCGCCGCUCUCGACCUGGGCCUGGAGUGCCUGGAGGAUGCUUGCCGGCCCUUCAAGUCCGAGACGGACGACUGGGGGGACGGCAGCCCCGGCGGCGAGUCAGACGAGGGCUCCGAUGUCAGGAUGAGCGUCGUUGAAAUGCAGCGAGCGGAGGAAACGCAGGAGGCGCCGACGGCGGCUGUGGAUCUGAGCGGCCGACAGGCGUGCGCCACCGUCACCGCUACCACCACCAUCAAGCAUCGGAUGUGGAACAGGGAGCUACAGGUGGCCGCAUGUCGCAGCGUACCCAGAGACCUAGGGGGCGACGCCGCCGAUGCCAGCACCCCGCUCCUCCUCGACGUCAAGGAAGAGCCCUUCUCGGCCUCAGAGAACGGAGACGACGACUGCAACGGUGACUACAACGGCGCCUCCGCGGAGACACCGCCGCCAGGCGGGGACAGCGCGGCGCCGCCCGCCGGCAAUGGCACCGCGCCGCCCUACGCGAUCCUGGGCGGCAGCGGUGCCGGUUUCGGCGAGGAGCUGCAGUGCCAGGCAUGCGGGGAGUUCGUGGGCGAGAACGACACGUCCCUGCGCGAGCACGCGCGCGCCGUGCACCUGGAUCGCGCGACGCUCAGCUGCCGCGUGUGCGGAAAAAAGUUCAGUCUCCUGAGCAACGCCAUGCAGCACGUGGUGGUGCACACGGGCAUCGCCGUGCUGCAGUGCCACGACUGCCGCCGCCAGUUCGUGUCGGAGACGCGCCUCAACCUCCACCGCGAGCAUCACUGCAAGAAGCUGAAGCAGCUGCUGGCGCGGGGGGGGGGCGAGGCCGGGGGCACGCCCGGCCGCGCGAAGUCAGCGUGGGCCGCCGACGAGGCGGCAGCGGCGGCGGGGGAGGUGGUGGCGUGCCGCACCUGCGGCAUAUCGGUGCUUAAGACAAUGGCGGCGCUGCGGGAGCACGCGCGGCUGCACGUGGACACGGUGUCGCUGGUGUGCGGCGUGUGCGGCCUGCAGUCCACCUUCCUCAGCAACCUCAUCAAACACGCGCUGCUGCACGUGGGUGUCUUCCUCUUCAUGUGCGACGCGUGCGGGAAGAGGUUCCCCGUGCGCUGUCGCCUGCAUGAGCACCAGAAGAGCGGCUGCCGCGCCCUCAAUGCCAGCGCCACCACCUCCUCACUCGGAACCCCGGGGUCAUUCGACGAAGACAUCUCGAUCCUCGAUCACCUGUCCCUCCCCACCCCUGUCCCACUCCCCCUGCCCCCACCUGAGUGAUUCAAUCAAUGAAGAUGAGAGUGAGUGUGCGAAUGGAGUGGUGGGUGCGUGAGUGAAUGAGUGUGAUUGUGAAUAAGUGAGCUAGUGAGCAUGAGAAGGGAGUUGUGGGUGAGUGAGCAAAGGGUUGGUGUGUGUGGAUAAUGUCGAAGUUAGGAGUAUCUAUGUUCAGUAGCCAAUGGGUCCCAUGACUUCUCAUAAUUAAGGUGGCCCCAUCGUAACACUUGCCCCUCUCUCCAAAAGUAGGAAUGGAAGGUGUCCUGCCUUUACUUGACCCUGCAAGGAGUCUUCCCGGCGAGUGGGUUUGAGGGGAGCGUGACCGUGUGUUGUGCGGUUCUAUUCAGCGGGUGUAUCGUUCGGUUGGUUCCUCUCAUGCCGAGGUUUGAGAGUCGAAUGGGCGUGAGGUUUGGGAGUCGAACCGGCGAGAACUAGCUCAUGACCCGAGCUGGUUGCACCAAAUGCGAUGGUAAAUGGUGCAGAUAUCAUUCGGUGUCUGUCCAUCGUUGGUUGGAAUAUAGCGACGCAUCGAGUCGCACGCUCGUGACGCGUGUAUCUGCAUUGAAUAGCACUCGUGAGAAUUUGUUAUUUACAAUUUCAGAAAAUGAAAUAUCCAAAUGAAAUCCUGAUGUUACAUUCAAGGUAAUAGCAUGAACAACAAAACUACAAACAAGACCGAAAAAGUUUAACACAUCGGCUUUCGCGACCACUAUCAUCAUAAUAGUAGCAGAACACACGUGCCAACAAGGACACACAAUUGAUUUUGAUAAUGUUGAAGUUCUGUGCAAAACUAGCUACUACUGGCCAAGACUAAUUAGAGAAUCUAUCGAAAUUGAAAGAAAAAUAAUUUUAACUGUUCGGAUAGCUACCGCCUUGGUACUGUGUGGAAGCGAAUCAUCAAAUAAUACAUUAUUUAAAUGUAUUCCUACGAAGGGCAGCAUACUUCACUAGGGAUUACCGUUGGUACGGCUAUUUUAAUAAACACAAUAGACAGGAAGGACAAGAUCAAAGGGCUCGCAUAAUGCACAUGCAUAAUGUACGUUGCCUCAGUAAUCACCCCCCCCCCCACCACUUUGCUCAAGAGCGCAAAAGGGUGGUCACCACAUCUACGCCUCUAUAUUAGGAACGAAACAGGUGGACUUCUCCACAAAUCUGGCUGUCGCCUAAUGAAGCUAGUUGUAAUUACUGGCGAAACGUCGUACUCAGAUUGUAAAUGUUGUGGCUUGGCUCUCCAUCACACCAGUGGUGCUGUACUCGUGACGAAUUUGCACGUUCUGUUUACGUGACAACCCUUACUAGUUAGCUGUGUCGGGUGGUGGCAGGUUUUAACGACACAUUUAUAUAUUUACGCAAAAUAACCCAAAGACCAAAAAAAAUGAGAAUACAAAUGAGAUGUUAAAAAUCAAACCAAAAAGAAUCGACUUCAAACUGUGCCCCAGAAUCUCGACAAUUCAUUGGAUCGCUAUCAGAUAAUCCCUUAAACUCCUGCCUCCCAAUUUGUUGGACACUGUCACAUGGACGUUUGAAAUUCAAGCGUAGAUUUUUGUUCACAGGCAGUUUGAAAAUUAGGUUACGGCAUUUGUGUUAUUGGCCGGCCUGAGGUCACGUUGGUUUAAAAUAAUUGGCAGCCAGCUUUUAUUGUUAUUCCCAUGCCAAGAUGCAGUGGGAUUUUAUGAAAGGGAGUGUGUUAUUUAUUUCACAUGUAGAGUUGAUCGCACGUGCCGUCGCGGUAUUUUCAAACGUUAAGAACAGCGCUGUUUUUACCAAACUGAACGCAAGUCACUUCGCUGUGCGCCCGAAGCCUUUGCCGCACGCAGCACCGUGGUGCACGCCGGCGUGUGGCCGAGUCGGGACUCCGCUCUCUGCCCCAAACUCACGCCGCGUUACGGUUCUCAUCCCCCCUGCGACGCGAUGAUUUGCCACGAUUCGAGGUCGCGGUUAAAUCAAAACCUUUUAAUUGAACCGCGACCGUUGUGGCAAAUGUGCUGUCUAUAGCUUCCGGUAUCUGCAGGGUUUAUGUGACACUGUAUACAAAUCAAAACGUAUGCGUGUGUCGUGAGCAUGAGGAGCGGUUGUAAUCGUUGAGCCGGUGUGUGGGUACAAGCCAAGUGGACCCCUUCCCGGCUCGCCUCGUCUCCGAGAGUGGAGUGGCUGGCUCACUUCUCACCAACACUAACACGACGCUACUUUACCUCCUGGUAAUUGUGAUCAUGGUCAUAUUUUACCCGUACAGUUGCUGCCUCUCGCUUUCCGUUCUAAUUUAUAGUGGUCACUUUCAACAUAUGGUCCGUUAAUUUGAGGUCUGCUCUCGCAGUCGUCAUGAGCAGGAUGUGUGGUUUGAUUGACAGCGGUGGCUGCUGCUGCUGCAUCUGUCCUGCGUGCAGCAAGGAGGUUUCUGGCUUUUUUGAGCAUUCUCCCCUCGAAUGUGGAGCGUUUAUCUGGACACUGUGAUUUUGUUAAACUCCUAAGACUGCGAGGUUCUCCUGAAUGAAUUUGUUAUCAUGCUCAUACAGAAUGUGAUUUUUUGAGAGAGGGGUGGUCGUGACGGUGGGCUAGUGGUGGCCGGGGCCUUAGUGAGGCACCCAACCUGUGUCUGUGUUUCCCCCCUGUGGCUGGCAGGUGUUGUAGGGGAGUGGGGACAAGCGGCCCGAGUGCUCACCCUCUAUGCCUGUUGCACACGGUAAUGGUUUCUUCACCGCCACUUAAUCAAUCGUGCCGGUUAUUACCAAAGUGCGCCGCCGUCUGCUGUGUAGAGGAUGUUAAAGAUCCUGCGAUAUCGUUGGUCAGAUUGAGCCACCCUGCGCUGUGUAGCAGCCAAGAUGUUAACCGAGGUUAUAGAAAUCUCGAUCGCGUCAGUGUCAUUUGUUGCGUCCGUUAGCGAGACGAAUUUGCACACCCUUUUAAACACUACCUGUUGUGACGUUUCGCGACGGACUCGCAGUCGGCACUUUGACCAGAUACCUGGGAAAGCAUAUACCUAUGACGCCUGUUGAAAUAUGCACCUACUUAUUAACUCGUGUAAGAGGCAAAACAUGCAUUGGGGAAAAUGAUGUUUUGUGGUUGAUGUUGUAAAUCGUUUAGCCGUUAAAAAAGAUAAUUCCAGCUUAAAUCUUUAUACGUUUGGCACUGCAAAGGAGCUGGCCGGAGUUUAAACGUUGGUGAGACGUGCAGAGGGUGGGAAGGGGGGGGUGCAUUUCGCAAGCAAAAAAACAUGAAGCCGACAACACUUAAACCCGAUCUGAAGAAUGUAGCGAGGCAGAGAUCGAUUCCUAGAACGUGCUGGCUGGGUCACAGUGCCACUAUCGGGGGCGGCAGCCACUAGAGAUAUUUUCCCGCAAUGACCAAAGCAUACUACACGGAGACAUUCAAGAGCCUGCGCCGCGAUUAAAAAAAUGUGUGCUUCUAUUAAAUGUGAAUCUUAGAUUAAGUGUAAUUCUACCCACCAUUCUAAAUGGGUGUUGCUAUAUAACUGCGGUUCCCAGGUCUCCCAGGCUGCAGACGAGGUGGUGUUCCUCGUUGUGUCGUGACUUGGGCAGUGAAUCCCGGCCUGUGGCGCCUGUCACAGCUGUUGUUAGGUCCUCGCUGACCUUGCCGUCUACGAGCGGACUGUGUUGAUGCCCAAAACAAAAGCAGUUUGGCACCAAACUUUACCAGGGCUCAUGAACGCACGCACGUGUGCACUCGCGUUCCUUGUGUGGGAAGCGGCAGUGCAGCGGUUAGCGUGCUGCGCUCCAAAACCAGUGACCCCAGUUCGAUUCCCGCUCAUGGCCAACACCAGUAACGAUUAUCUGAACCAGUCCUGAGCCUCCCCUAUGUUGACUCAGCCUUAAAUGAGUACGACAUGUAGUACAAAGGUGGCCGGGCGUGGUGCUGGAAACCCACCUCGUGUGCUGUGCCAGCCUUCGGAGGUGCUCGCUAACAGCACUUGCCCCAACAGUCUGUUAUGGUUCGGGGGAAUCUAUGUUUUGUGUCCCUCAUGUGAGAACCUUGGGCUCAUUUCACCUUUGAACCAGUUUCUUUUUGAAAGUGUAAAUCGUGGAUAUGUGUAUAUAUAUCGUACCUCAGUCUAAAGGGGACAUACAUUUGUAUAAAAGUGCAGGUCUUAGCUACAUGGAAUGUUGACUGGAAACAAAUGAGAUGGGUUUUGUUUUUAAGGUUAAAUGGAAAAAACCCCUUGCGCAGUUUUUUAGAGUGUGUGGUUCAGGGUGUGAUGGCGUGUUUUUGUUAAAUCAUGUUGGGGGUAAUGUACAGUGCCGAGAAAAAGUUUGUGAACCCCUUAAGAUGUUCACAUAUUUUACAUAUUUCAAGCCUAAAAUGUUAUUAGAUCUUAAUAUAAGUGCUAAUAAUAGAUAAAGAUAACCUGAUUAAACAAAUGACACAAACAUGAUAGUCCUUCAACAUGUAUUUAUCUUCAUAAUAACCGUUUUUGGGUUAGAUCGCGUUAUUUAUAAAUGUGUCGUAACCCUCCACCACCCGACACGGCCAAUCAGCAAAAAGUAUCACGUUGACAAAAGACAUAGUUCACUACUUUAGCCCACCUGGUGUGUUGAAGAGUGAAACCACAACAUUUACCAUUUUUGAGUAGCACGACGUUUCACUGGUAAUUGCAUCCAGCAUCAUCGGGCAAUUCGCCAGCCUACGUGUUAAAAUGUAUUUAUCUUCAAAUGAUUCUCUAUGAUUCUACAUUCAAUAACCAUGUGUGCACCUUUAGAUUCAGUAACUGGUGAGCAGAAAUGACUGCAACUAAGCGUUUCAUGCAACCUUUGGUCAAUCUCUCACAUCGGAUUUGAGGAAUUUUGGCCCAUUAAUCCUCACAGAAGUCCUUCAACUCGGUGACAUUUCAGGAUUGCCUUGCACGGACAGCUCGUUUCAGGUCCUGCCACAACAUUUUGAUGGGGGUUUAGGUCCUGGACUUUGACUAGGCCGUUUUAAAACGAGAAAUGUCUUCUACAACCAUUCUUUGGUAGAUCUGCUUGUAUAUUUAGUAUCAGUGUCUUGCUACAAGACACACUUUCGGUUCAGCUUCAGCUCACGGACGGAUAGCCUCACAUUCUCCUCUAGAAUCUUUCAGUGCAACGCAGAAUUCAUGAUUGUGUCAAAGGUGCAAGCCGUCCAGGUCCUGAGGCACCAAAGCAGCCCCAAACCAUCACAUUCCCACCACCAUGCGUGACGUGUUCAAGUUAUUCUGUUUGAAAGCAGUGUUUGGUUUUCGACAAACAACGUUUCUCACUGAGGCCAGGCAGUUCUAACUUUGACUCGUCUGUCCAGAGAGCAUUGUUUCAGAAGUUUUGUGGAUCAUUUGUGUGCUCUUUGACGAACUUCAGACGGGCAGCAAUUUUCUCUUUAGAGAGCGGUGGUUUUCUCAUUGCUAUCCUUACAUGAACACCUUUCUUGUUCAGUCUUGUUCUGAUAGUUGAGUCAUGAACACUCACAGCCAAGCCUGGGAGUGGCCUGCAGAUCCUUGGAUGUUUCUCUGGGGUUCUUUGUGGCUUCCUUGAUUUUCUGGGUAGAGUAACUGUGGCCUUGAACUGUAUCCAUUUAAAGACUAUCUGUCUGAGUGGAUUGGUGGAGUCCCAAAUCCUUAGAAAUGGGUUUGUAACCCUUUCCGGACUCAUGAGCAUCAAUAACUUUUUUUGAGGUCAUUGAGAUUUUUUUGGAAUUGGUUGAUAUAAACCCUAUUGGAUUUUUAAGAAAAGACUGGGUUUUGAUUCAAGAAGACUAUCAUGGUAAAACUAUGGAAUUUCCAUAAUUAUCAUUGGGGUUCACAAACUUUUUCUCGACGCUGUAGCUCAUCUAUGCUGUACAGUCUACGGUGGUGACAUCGGGCCCCAUCUAUGUCUAGAAGGUUGUGCUGCGGCCACGAUGGAGAAAGUUGUCUUGAGAUGAGGCCCAGGGGUGAUGGACGCCGAUGUUGGAUGAAGGGUGCAGGUGUUUGGUGUGGGUGAGAAGCGUGGCCGUUGAGCGAGUGUUGGGUGAGGAUUUCGCUCUGGGUAUUGGGUGAGGCUCAGGUGAGGGAUACAAGUGUUGAGUGAGGCUCACAGGUGACUGAUUCUGUGUUUACCGCAGAAUCAGCGUAUGCGGUUCUUCGAAACUUGCUGCGCUCUUCUGUGGGGUUGUAACAAUCCACCACCCGCUGUAUGGUUCAUUGAACUGUGCACGAUCUGUCUUGUGACAAUACAUUUUCCCCAUUGAUGUGCUUGUAGAUUUGAUCGUGGCUGCAGCCUUAUCAUGAACUUAUCACUUGGACUAUUCCCAAAUCGGAAUUGAUAUAAUGUAAUCCGACACGCAUGCUGCCUCGUGACCACAACGAUUACAUUGCAGUCAAUUAAUCUUAGAUAUUGCUACGUCCCUAUUUUUUAUGAUUUGCAAGCCCAGGUGGUCUAAUCAUGUUUGACUGCUUGUGAUCACAUGGUGAGAUUCUCCGUGAAGCUCAAUCGGACAACAUGGUAUUGGUGUUGGGAUUGAAUCCAGGGACGCCUCCUUGAUGAGCGGCUACUUUCAAUCACCGAGCAUCCAGAUAUUGUGAGAUACGGGCAUUCAAGGAGGUCUGAGGCACAGGGUGGAUUAGGCUCUCGUGCCCCAGGCUACUGAGUGCAGGCCAGAGUGUGGGUACCGGGCAGAGGCUCGUGUUGUCAGCUGCUCGUUCGUGUUCCCUCGGCUGAUUUCGAGUGACGUUCGUUGUCAAGUCUCUCUGAAAAUUUUACCGUCGCCCAUUUUACGUCAAUAUUAAAGUUAAGUCGUUCAUUUCGGAUGAGUGUGGCGGGUAGCCUUGAAAUAGCCCAUUCCUAUGGUGGGACAAGUGCAACGAUAGGAAAGUCACAAACAAAAUGGUUCUUAAUCUGUCAACCCCAAACCAGGAUUUGUGCUUGCAACCUUCCAAUUGCAAACUGCUUGCUCAAACUACUUCUGAACCUGGCCUUAUGUAUUCUAAUUAUUAAUGCUGUUAACAUCCCGUUUGUAUCCCCCAUCGUGUCGGAUUGACUGCGCGCGGCUGCCUGAGCCACGUCACACUGCAGACAUGUUUUUAACAACUCUGGCAGCGGGAGACCAUGCAGUUGGUGUCACAAAUAGUAAGUUCUCUUUCACGCAGCAAAACGUGUUCUCCUGGAACCAAGUUCAACCGGCGAUUCUGACGGGUGACUUCUUCCCUGGGCUCAAGGGUUUAACGUCUUUAUGAGUAUGGACACUGAUUGAAACUGAAAUUCUCAACUUGAAUGCUUUUAUCUUGUUUGAGUUAAAUUAUUGUUAUAUUAUAGGGCCUUUGUCUUUUUGAUUGUAACUUCAAACGUUUUCAAGGUGUGCGUCUUUGGAGACUGCAAAGUCGUGCCUCCUCGACGCCAGUGUCUGUGCUGGGCUCGCGAGGCCGAGCGUUGGCGAGGAGCCGGGCAGCGGCGACGCUCGGCAAACGCUCUCGCUCCGCUGCAUGGAGGGCGUACGGCAUGCAGCGCGCUUGCGCACGCGCGGCUCGCGAUGGCUGCUAGCGUCACCUUGAGCAGGUGACGCAGUUCAUAACGGAGAAGAGACACAAAGCGGUGUCGCCAGCACCUCUCCUCAUCGACAGAUUCAUCUGGGCACUGGAGAACCCCACGUGUCUGUGGCGAUGGGAGAGAGUGUGGUGUGGAUGGUUGGCACAGACAGUCCCGUCAUCACUGUGAAUUACGCGAAGCUGCGUUUGAACGCGUGAGGUUUUUUUUCUUAAUCGCGCAGGGCGUCGGUCUUUUGCUCAUGUAUUUUGGGAACCAUUUCAACAAUCUUACAGCCCUUCUGCUGCUUACUGUUUGGGCUACUAUGAUGGACAGGUUAUUUCAGUCUGUAUAAAGGCUUUGCUUAUGGGUGGUGGUGGUGGUGGAGUGCUGCUUUCAAAGGAAUUUUUCCUGAUCAAGACAACCGUUCAGCAGGUUCUGAAACAUACACCAUUUGCUAAGCUCCCAGUGACCUUUAUUGUCUGGGCCCAUGCUCUGUGUGUGCCUGGUGGCACUAAUAAUUCACCCCCGUGGAACUGUUGCAACUCACCACGCCAAACAUAUCGGUAGGUAGCACCGACACAUUGAGCACCGGACAUGGGAACAGUGACCUGGACCGACGAGUGGCAUUACUACGGAGAGAGCGCGAAUGUGCUGGGAGCGAGCCCAUUGAAUACCUCGGACUGGGGACCUGGUGGAGGUGGUGGGGAUGAAGAGGUGGGGGAGGCUGUGUGGGAGCCGUGGUGUCGAUUGCUCUCCUUUUGUGUGUGCUUGCGUAGCGUUGGCAACAUUUUGCUGUAGGUCACUUGUAUUUUUGGUGCUUUUAAAACAGAUAAUAAAUGACAAUGGACUCCUUUUCGUGGUUUGUGCAGCGUGUUUCUUUGAUUUUACAGUAACUGGCACCACUGAUUCAUUUCAGCCGGGACUAUCACAGCAGCCCGGGAAUAUUGUUUCACACGGAACCACCACAUCCAGUAUACCACCUCCAUGUCUACCAGUGAUUCGGAAAAUAGAUGGAGAAUUAAUCCUGUAGUUUAUUGUUUUCUUUCAACCUAUGUGACUUUACCGAAAGACCCAAAUAAUAUAAUUCUCUGAACAUCGUAUUUUGAUUUUAAAUACUCGCAAUUUGCUACCCAUGGCCACACCACGGGAAGGGGAAUAGU
Molecule: messenger RNA, 10553 nt
Organism: Lethenteron reissneri (Far Eastern brook lamprey)
Lineage: Eukaryota; Metazoa; Chordata; Hyperoartia; Petromyzontiformes; Petromyzontidae
Product: zinc finger and BTB domain-containing protein 39-like
Biological process (GO): regulation of transcription by RNA polymerase II
Molecular function (GO): RNA polymerase II cis-regulatory region sequence-specific DNA binding; DNA-binding transcription factor activity, RNA polymerase II-specific; protein binding
Source: RefSeq, a predicted model, not a curated record